Rhinichthys klamathensis goyatoka is the source of this 1149-nucleotide messenger RNA. Its product is annotated as probable methyltransferase-like protein 24. The coding region runs from base 73 to 1149 and encodes 358 amino acids. The transcript is spliced from 5 exons. The record is from RefSeq and is a predicted model, not a curated record. Lineage: Eukaryota; Metazoa; Chordata; Actinopteri; Cypriniformes; Leuciscidae.
ACGGUGGCGCCGACUCUUCAUUUCUGGUGUCUGCGCUCCCACGGGUCACUCCAAGCUCAAAAUAGGGAAGGCAUGGCCGUUUGUAACUUUAGCGGAUUAAGAGGUAUUUCCCACCGUGUGUUGAUUAUAGGUCUGUCGGUGCUUCUGCUCGUACAACUACUGGUUAAUUUAACGGUGCCGCGCGCAUUUAGCAACACGAGCGGUGACGAACCGGCUUUUCUCGUCAUUAGCAUAGAAAAGAGUGACGGGUCACUGUCGUCUGAGGUUAGAAAAAAUGACAGGGAUUUGGAAAGCGGUGUAUUGGGUCUCUGGACUGACGAGGAUUCAGGACUCACAGGAUAUGAAGACGAAAACGAGCUUGAAAAACCUCAGGCUGCAGCUAGAGAGCUGAAACUGCAGCCAUGGGCAUCAGAACAACCUUCGUUUUUCACAGAGCUGCUGCGUUUUACCCGGUUCAUCACCACAACAGAGGUGAACUGCUCUGUGGUCCUGGAUUCAGAUGGGAAUCAAUCUAAACGCUUUCCUGGUCAAUCUGAUGUUUUGUGCAUCAACCACUGGAAGGGCAAAAGGGGUUGUGUGGCUUACUCAUUCAGUCUGGAUGGGAAGGAUGCUGCAUUUUUAGACGCAAUGUUGUACGCGGGGUGUGAGGUUCAUCGCUUCGACCCCAGCGGUCGAGUGUGUCGACCCGCAUAUAUUAAGAAUCAUCAGGUUUGGUUAGACUGGAGGAACCCGCGCAGUCUCUCACAUGCAAGCCUCGUGGGUAACGUACAGCGCCGGCUGCCUGACAUCAUGGACUCACUGGGACACACCACGGUGGAUGUUCUGCGUAUGGAUUUGGAGAGCGCUGAAUGGCGUAUAUUAGAAAGCUGGAUUAAGGAUGGGACUCUCAGACGGAUCAACCAGCUCAUUCUGACCCUUCAUCUGCAGUGGGCCGGGUUUGAGGUGGGGGGAGCUGAGGAAGACGUGGUGCGUUUCUGGUACAGUGUGCUGAGAGCCGUCCGCAUCUCGGGACUCCGACUCGUGCGUUUCACAUGCGGACCGAGACACACAGUGCUGAGACACAAACUGGACAACUCACACAGCUCAUACACACUCAGCUGGAUAAGGACAAGCAAGCAGCCCAGACGACCAACUGCAAAAUCUCUAUAG